This is a messenger RNA of Planococcus citri (citrus mealybug), 2255 nucleotides long. It is a transcript of the gene Pdi, whose product is annotated as protein disulfide isomerase. NCBI's taxonomy places the organism in Eukaryota, Metazoa, Arthropoda, Insecta, Hemiptera, Pseudococcidae. Bases 167 to 1681 code for a protein of 504 amino acids. The transcript is spliced from 10 exons. Gene Ontology annotation, molecular function: protein disulfide isomerase activity. The record is from RefSeq and is a predicted model, not a curated record. Gene Ontology annotation, biological process: protein folding; response to endoplasmic reticulum stress. Gene Ontology annotation, cellular component: endoplasmic reticulum.
AACCACGAGAUGCGAGUGGAGCGUCCAUUCGCGAAAUUUGUUUACAUCAUCAAUUUCACUUCAUUUCACGUUACGUUACCAACUUGCUACUGUAGAAUUGAAUGCGCUUUGUACCGGUAGUUUUAUAUGUUGAUUAAUUUCCUUAGUUCGGGUUGUGUUUUUCAAAAUGAGAGUAAGGAUUACCGAAUGUCUGUUGUUGAUAUCGUUGUGCGUGCUGAGAAUAAAAGCCGACGAUUUUCAAAAAGAUGACGGUGUGAUUGUGUUAUCAAAAAGCGAUUUCCAGAAGGCAGUCGAUAGCAUCCAGUAUCUUCUCGUUGAAUUCUAUGCACCAUGGUGUGGUCAUUGCAAACAGUUGGCACCCGAAUACGCCAAAGCAGCCCAAGAACUGGAGAAAGAAGGAUCGUCUAUCAAAUUGGCCAAAGUCGAUGCGACUGAGGAAGGCGAACUCGCCGAACAAUUCGGCGUUCGUGGCUAUCCCACGUUAAAAUUCUUCAAGAACGGAAAACCACUAGAAUACGGAGGUGGUCGCCAGGCAGACACCAUUAUUUCGUGGUUGAAAAAGAAAACUGGCCCUCCUGCCAGGGAAAUCACUUCCGUCGAAGAUUUGCAACUAUUCAAGAGCAACAACACCGUCGCUAUCGUCGGAUAUUUCAAGGAUCAAUCUAGUCAGCUUGCGGAGAAGUUUUUGGCCACUGCUGGUUUGAUCGACGAUCAUCCGUUCGCCAUUGUGACCGAUGAAAAAGUACUCGCUGAUUCUUCCGUGUCUGAGGACAAAGUAGUUCUGUACAAGAAGUUCGACGAAGGAGAAGUUACUUUCGACGGUGAUGUUUCGGAAGAUGCUUUGAAAGCGUUCGUGUCGAUUCAGUCGUUACCGUUGGUUGUUGAAUUCAAUCACGAAACUGCUACGAAAAUUUUCGGAGGCGAUAUCAAAAGUCAUUUACUUCUGUUCCUUUCCAAGAAGGAAGGUCAUUUUGACGCGCAUUUAGAUAACGCUAAAAAUGUUGCGAAAAAUUUCAGAGAAAAGGUAUUAUUCGUCACCAUUAAUACGGACGAAGAAGAUCACGUACGCAUUUUGGAAUUCUUCGGAAUGAAAAAAGACGAAGUACCUUCGAUGCGCGCCAUCAGAUUGGAAGAAGAUAUGGCCAAAUACAAACCCCAAUCUGCUGAUCUGAGUGCGGAAAAUAUAGGCAAAUUUGUCGGCGAUUUCGUCAGCGGAGAAUUGAAGCAACAUUAUCUGUCUCAAGAACUACCCGAAGACUGGGAUGCUAAACCAGUCAAAGUAUUGGUAGCUAGUAAUUUCGAAAAAGUAGUCAUGGACACGUCCAAAGAUGUUUUGGUAGAAUUCUACGCUCCGUGGUGUGGGCACUGUAAACAGUUGGCUCCAGUUUACGAUCAGCUGGGUGAAAAUUUCAAAGAAAAAUCGGACGUCGUUAUCGCCAAAAUCGACGCUACUGCCAACGAAUUAGAAAAUACCAAAAUUUCAAGUUUCCCAACCAUUACGUUCUAUCCCAAGGACAAAUCGAAGGUGGUCGAAUAUAACGGAGAGAGAACGUUGGAAGGUUUAACCAAAUUCGUCGAAUCUGGAGGCCAAUACGGAAGAGCAGAACCAGAACCUUCUGUAUCUGACGAAGAAGACGAAGACGAAGAUAAAUCGAAAGAAGCGCUUAAAGACGAGUUAUAAAUGUCGUGAUCUAAUCGUCAUCAUCGAAUGUGUGCGUAUUUUGUUAUUUUGUUGUACUCUUUUUCUCCUUUUUACAUUUUCUUCCUAUGUACCAAAAAAAAGAAAAAUGAAAAAAAUAUUUAUAUAUAAUAAUGAUAAUAAUGAAAUGCGAUUAUUUUUUUUUUUUACCGACGACGAUGGAGAACUUCGCGUCGAGUGGAUUGUUUUGAAAUGAAUUUUGUAAAUGUUUUCGAAUCAUGUUUUUCCUUCCAGUUAUUAUAUAGUUUAUGUACGGAUCACUCACGGAGGAUGUAUUUGUAUUGUAUUAUACUUUUGUAAACUAAAAUUACUAAUUUAAUUAAGUUAUAUAAAUCAGCGGAAUUAUUAUUUUUUUACUAGGCUAGAAUUUGAUUGUCGAAGUGAGUACCUAUGUUGUAGUUGUAACAGUUAUUCUUGUAUCAGUUUCUAUUUUGUUUCCUUUUUUUUUUCUUUAUUUUUUUUUUUCUUUUCCUCGGACAUCAUUAUAGUGAUUAUUAUUAUAAUUAUUAUUAUCAUUCUUUAUUUCCAAUUCUUACAAAUACAAAUUAAUCGAUAA